CACACACACACCUAAACACACAUAUGCACAGUUCAGGGAAGGUGAACCACCAGUAUCUUGCUGUGACUUUUUUGAACCUUGUAGCUGUAAGCAUUUCCACUGUGACAAAGAGAAGAGGUCCAUUGACCAUUAGAGACCAGGGUGGACUUCCUUUAAAAUCCAAAACAGAGAAACAACUAUGUAAACCAUCAGAGAGGCAAGUAAGACAAUAGGUAAUAGGUAAGACAAUGGUAAUGUAAAAAAAAAAAAAGGAGCUUUAUUGAAAGUGUUGGUCACCCAAGAAUAUGGAAAUAUAAUGGUUGGCACAUUGGCAACAUGGCUGUUCUAUCUGUGAAGGAGAUAUACUAGCACAAAUAUUGUCAAGCAAUGGGGAAGACCACAUUGAGAACCGUCAUUGUCUGUGGUGAGCAAGUAUUUAUUCAUGUGUGUGGAUCUUGAAUUGUAGUAUCACUCUUAUGUACCUCAAACGAAUACAUAUGCGCGUGCAUGUGCAUGUGUGUGUGUGUGUUUUAGUAUCCACAGUGUAUAGUGCUCUAGGUUGUGUAGUGACAGGCCCAGACCAGAAGAAGGUUCCUGUGGGCUCGAGUGUUCGACUGUCCUGCAACCUCACUCAGUGUUUGAAAAGUCUGGGACAUCACCAGAUCAGUGCGGAGUGGGAGUUCAUUGACAAGGGCUCAAUGGAUAAAGCCCGGCACCAUCUCAUAUACCACUACCAUAAUCAAACUGUCACCGUUGAACCCAGAGUGUCUCUGGUUGGGAACAUCUCUGAAGGUGACUUCUCGCUCCUGCUGCUGUCGGUGACAGUCCAACGUAGUGGCACCUACCUGUGUCGCCUGCGUUCUCCACAUGGCUAUUCAGACAUCCAUGAGAGUCACACACAGGUCACAGUGGUGGAGAGAUCAGGGCAGCACAGGAGUUUCCCAGGAGACCUCCAUAAACCUGGUGUAAACUAUCCUGAUUGGCUGUUGCCUCUCUGCUGCGUGCUUUUUUCACUCUUCCUGGUGGGCGGAGUCACAGUGGGAAUAUGCGUGUGUCGGAGGAGGUCACCGCGGCAACAAAACGACAAGUGUCACAUCCAGGUGAAAGUAACACGCGGAGAAGACACACAGGAAGCCAAUGGAAACAAGGACACAAACUGCUAUGUCACCCUCCAGAGGCUCAGGGCCCCGCCCCCUCCCACACCCUCUAGAGGAGAGGGCAUCUACGUUACCAUGCACGGCACUCCCGCUGGGCCUUCAGGUGUCCAUUCCAAGCCCCAGACUCACCCCAGCAGAAAGACCCUCCCAGAGGAGUGGCGACAACAGGAAAUACCCACAAAGCCCCAACACUGCCCUUGAACACCUCCAACCAACCCCUCCUCAGAAGACUCAGACACAGGGAACUGCUGUGUUGAGACUAUCAGCUCGGCGAUUUCAAAUCCACCAUUGUUCCUUUGCCGAAGAACCACAAUGUUUGGUUCAUUUCAAAAGGGGUGAAAAUCGUGUUACUUUGGAAGAGAAUCCAGAACCACCUAUAUCCAAAUUGAUCUCUGACACUAUAAUCAGAGUGGUUAUUGAAGUUAGGAAAAAGAAGAUUCCUAUAAUUUAGCGAUAUCAAGAUAACGUAUUACGAUUACUUAGAAAGAUCCUUCCUUCUUGCUAAUAGUCCCCUGGGUGCAGAGGAGCCCUCUCAGCUCUUAAGUGUAACCUUAACAGAGAUUAAACUGUUAUUAUUGCUUGACCGGUAGGGAUUUUAAAAACAGGAAGUGGGGAGAGAGGUAAUCGUGCACAUGGUUUCAUCCACCAGCUGUAACACUCUGUAGCAAUUACCCGGGGGACAUCCCACAGGAUAUAUACAGGACAUUCACAAACCAUGCACAGGACAAUCCAUUACAUGCGCCCUCCCUAUAGAUACUUUUUUUGCAAGGGUGUUUGUUUUUCCUAAGUUACUGUCUUGGGUGUGAAGUUUGUAAGUUGUUUUUUUAUCGGUAAAAAAAAUCAAUCAAUCAACAAUGAUUUUACUAAAACUGUUGUUCAACAGAGGCUUUCCUGUCUUGCAUGUGGCAGUUCGAGAAAUAGGUAGAUACUUUCACUUCCACUUCUGUUGAGAUGCUAGAUUGUUUUUGUUUGAUUAUUCAACAAGCAUACCAUCUCUCUGUUAUUGGUAAGCUGAUUUGCUAUAUAACCGAUUUUGGUGAGCAGCAUUUGAUGUAGCCUUUAAAAAUAGGUCAUGUCACCAUCUGCAAUGACGUGACCACUACACAACGUG
Molecule: messenger RNA, 2247 nt
Organism: Oncorhynchus keta (chum salmon)
Lineage: Eukaryota; Metazoa; Chordata; Actinopteri; Salmoniformes; Salmonidae
Exons: 7
Coding region: 456-1337 (293 amino acids)
Cellular component (GO): membrane
Source: RefSeq, a predicted model, not a curated record